Molecule: messenger RNA, 2266 nt
Organism: Cornus florida
Lineage: Eukaryota; Viridiplantae; Streptophyta; Magnoliopsida; Cornales; Cornaceae
Exons: 5
Coding region: 738-2177 (479 amino acids)
Molecular function (GO): protein binding
Source: RefSeq, a predicted model, not a curated record
ACGCGAUUAUUGCUAGGAUGGAACAAAAGGGCAAGCAAUACCGCUGUCCAACAGCAUAGAGAACGAGAAAGUGGAGAGAGAAAGAGGGAGGACAAUAGAGAUUUUCCAGGAAAAUCAAACACACACACACACACACAUAUAUAUGUGUUUUGUCUUUCAUCAUCGUCCACGUUUGUCUCUCUCUGUACAUACCUAAUCGUCUUCUUCUUCUUAAUUAAUUGAUUUUAUUUCGACCUGAAUAGUAAUAGAACCCGUCAACCCCUUUUCUCACGCAUACUUGUACAUCAAAACAUACCCCAAAAUUAAUACCAAAAAAAAGAAAAAGAAAAGGAAAAUACGCCAAAACCACCAUCCAAACCACAUUUUAAUUCCAAAACCACCAUUUUCUCCCUCAAAACCACCGCUUCUUAUUCAAAAACUACGUUUCUCUGUCUUACUCGCGUCCAUAAUACCACCGAUACUACUCCCAAACUCGGUUUUACUUUCUCAGAAGGUGGUAUUGGUAUAUUUCUUAUCUUCUUGUAAUUUUCUUCGCAAGCAAACAGGGUGGUUCUUCUCCAAUUGGUUUUUCCUUGAGAGGAAUGGUGUUCGCUAACGUGAGCCGGGUGCGCAAGAAAAGAAGGUGAAGGAUACGAUAUAGAAAAGGUGGGUGUGUUUGUUCGUUCUAAUCCGGGUGCGCAUAAUAAUAGAAAAAGUAGGUGUUGGUCGAAUCGUCGACGUACACGUGGAGGGUUGUGAUGGGGGCGGAGACGAGGAUGGUGGUGGCGAGGGGCAGGUGGGGCACGUGGGAAGAGCUUAUCCUCGGGGGCGCUGUUCUCAGGCACGGUAACCAAGACUGGUCGGCCGUGGCUUCGGAGCUCCGAGCCCGAACCCUCCACCAGUGCAGAUUCACUCCCGAGGCUUGUAAAUCCAAGUACGAGGACUUGCAACAACGAUAUGCUGGGUGCACAGCUUGGUUUGAAGAGCUACGAAAACAACGAGUGGCUGAAUUGAGGCAAGAAUUGGAAAAAUCUGAAGAUUUGAUUGGUUCGUACUGUUUCAGGUCUCUUGAGUCAAAGCUUGGAAGUCUUAAGUCUGAGAAAGGAUAUUAUAGUCGGGUUGAUUGUGGCUUUAGCCAGACUGAAUUUCCUGCACCUUCACUAAAAUCAGCAGGAGCAGAAUCUUUUGGUAAAGAGACAUCUAAGGAUGGACUAUCUGCUGGCAGUUUCACGCAGGAUACCAGGAACUGGUCCUCUGAAUAUCCUUUUCCUGCAACAGCAUCAGCUGCAGAGAUGGAUGCAACGCCCGAUGCUUCAGAGCCUAUGGAGCAAGAAAAACUUUCAAGCGUUGAUAAACUGGUACAGAUUAGCAAUGAACAAGAAGGGACUUUUCGGAAGAGGAGAGGGAAGAGAAAAAGGAAGGAUUGUAAUAGGGAGUCCAAAGAAGGGAGCAUUGGAGACAGUGAGAAUUUGGGUUCAACCAAUGUUUUAAUUGACUCUCAAUGCAAGGAAAAUUCUAUCAGUGACUGUGGUCAGACGGUCAGGUCUUCUGGUGUAAAUGAUCACAAUAAAGGUUCAAGUGGGGUUGGAAAUGUUGAUUUGAUGUUGAUAUUUGAUUCUAUUGCAAAGAAUGAAUACGCCUUGGUCUUUCGACGUCGGCUUGAUAGCCAGAAGAGAGCAAGGUACAAGAAAAUAAUCCGGCAGCACUUGGAUUUUGACACCAUAAGAUCAAGAAUUGCCAACUGCUCCAUCGUGUCAGUCAAAGAACUCUUCCGAGAUCUGCUUUUGCUUGCAAACAAUGCACUGGUCUUUUAUUCCAGAAGAACACGUGAAUACAAGUCCGCAUUAUUACUGAGAGAUCAUGUCACAAAAGAAUAUCAGCAGCAUUACAAGGAUUCUGGCAACAAAGCAGCCUCUGUCAUCUUCUCUAUAUCAUCAAUGUGUAACCUUCCUGUGAAACCUCGGAGCAUUCGCCCUUAUAAACGCAAAUUGUCAGCACAUGUUCUCAUUGCUGAGAAUGUCACUGCUGGAACUCAACAAGGAUGUAAGAAACCAAGUGUUGCUGAUUCCACUCCUUUAAUGGUGUCUUUGAUGAUGGCAAACAAAGGCUUCAGUCGGGCAGCGAAGGUUGCACUUACAACAUCUAAUCGACGACCUAAAAUUCCAAUGAAGGAAAGAAAGAGACGUUGGCGGAGGUGAAAUUGUUGUAGUUUUUAAUCUUUCUAUUUUUCUUUUUCUUGUGAAAUUCCCAGGCUCUUCUUUCGGUAAUUUGAGUCGUUUGCAUGAUC